Funneliformis geosporum is the source of this 229-nucleotide messenger RNA. The record is from the annotation of a GenBank genome assembly. NCBI's taxonomy places the organism in Eukaryota, Fungi, Glomeromycota, Glomeromycetes, Glomerales, Glomeraceae.
AUGCGAGUGGAAAACAUCGAACAAAUUUAUCACAUUUCUGUACCGAAUCAACAAAACAAACCCAAACAACCCAUUCAAUUUAUGGACUUAGAUAAGCCCAUUCCGAUUAAACAAUCACAACUUACCCCAUCCAAUCAUUCCAAUUCAAAUGAAACACCCCUUUUGUCACGUGACAGUAUUAUAGAAUUACAAGACCAAAAAAUCACUUCGCUUCAAGAAAACUUUAAUA